AAUUAAGCUACCUAUCAUGGAAUCAAGCGCGUUGUGACUAUCAGUAUAAAUAGACAGCUUCACUAGGGUAUUCACUCCACGGCUACCAUUCUGUAACAGUUGAUACAACAAACCCUCUCAGUCUCAAAUUAACGUGUUUUGUUUGCCCAACAUGCCUCUCAAUACCCAAGCAACAUCCAAGCUGCGCAGCAUAAUCGACGAUGCAUGCGCCGACCAAAAGACCGGUAUUCCCGGUACUACGGUCGUACUGGUCGACAAAUCCGGUGAGAUAUUCGCUCAUUCAGCGGGUACGCGUGGUGUCGGGACCAAUGAGCCCAUGACGCUGGAUAAUAUUUUCUGGAUCGCUUCGUGCACCAAGAUGCUUGCUGGUGUUGCGUGCAUGCAACUCGUUGAGCAGGGAAAGCUGAAACUCGAUGAUGGUGAACAUCUUGAGAAUAUUGUUCCUGAGCUCAAGAGUCUGAAGGUCUUGAAGCCUGAUGGGAGCUUUGAGGAUAAGAAGAAUCGCAUUACACUGCGAAUGCUACUUACUCAUACUGCUGGGUUUGGAUAUACGUUUUUUAAUGAGCGGUUGAGGGAUUGGAGUCAUCCUGCUGGUAUUGAUGAGUUUUCUGGUCGUAUUGAGGACAUCGUCAAGCUUCCUCUUCUAUUCCAACCCGGCGAAGGUUGGGAAUAUGGUGUCGGCAUUGACUGGGCUGGCAUCGCACUUGAACGAGCCAGCGGUCUCCGUCUCAAUGAUUAUCUCCAGAAGAACGUCUUUCAACCUCUGGGCAUAAAAAAAAUGUCCAUGCUUCCCGGUAAAGAAAUGCGCGCCAAGCUAGCUCACAUGCAUCAGCGAGACGCAGAUGGUGCACUGCGAACGCGCGAUCAUCUUCAGCGUCUUCCUCUAGUGACCGACAACGCCAGUGAAAUCGCUUCAAUCUUCCAUAGCGGUGGCGCAGGAAUGUUUGCGCAGCCCCAAGAAUACGGCAAGGUCCUCACUGUUCUUCUCAACGGCGGAACAUGUCCCAAGACAGGCGCUCAGAUCCUCAAGAAAGAAACGGUCGAUCUCAUGCUAAGCAACAGCAUUGAGAAAUUCCCUAAUUUCAGCCGUCAGCCCAUCCCAGCUGCCAAACCAGAUCUGACCAACCCAAUCGGCGAGCUAUACCCCGUCGAUGGAAAUCCACCCCAGGGCUGGGGAUUGACAUUCAUGCUCACCAAUGGAGGCUUCUCAGGGCGAUCGAAGAGUACGGUUCAGUGGGCUGGUCUUGCGAAUCUCUGGUGGUGGGCUGAUCGUGAGCAUGGGGUUGGAGGGAUUGUUUGUACGCAGAUUUUGCCGUUUGCUGAUGCCAAGGUCUUGGGGCUCUGGGCAGCUGUUGAAACUGAGAUUUACAAGGCUGUUCUGUAGAUGAGAUGAGAUUGAGAUGUAGGCUUGCAAGGAUUUUCCAGUAGUUGAGUCAGAAUCGAAGAGUCAGUUAAGACAUUGCGGCAUAACCCGUCAAAACUUCACAGCCUCAGUGCAUCGCGUAAAGUUACACAUUGACCUCGAUAAUGGAAGAGCCUAGAAACUCUGAUCAUCUCGAUCUACACAGUGAAAUCAGGUUGAUGAUUAAAUGAGGUUGUUCUUGGUCGUAAGCCAGGAUAUCCCAGGGUCCCCCCCCCGAAACCAACACAAACUUUGACUAGAAGCACUAAACCAAAAGAGCAAAAAACGCGGGGAAACAAACGCUCGGAUCAGGUAGGAAUCCGGGGAUCCGGAGGGUACGUAGGGAGGGGUAUAUCUGCAAGGGAGGUUCAGAGCUUUA
This is a messenger RNA of Fusarium redolens, 1781 nucleotides long. RefSeq names its product beta-lactamase/transpeptidase-like protein. The transcript is spliced from 4 exons. NCBI's taxonomy places the organism in Eukaryota, Fungi, Ascomycota, Sordariomycetes, Hypocreales, Nectriaceae. Bases 152 to 1384 code for a protein of 410 amino acids. The record is from RefSeq and is a predicted model, not a curated record.